GCCCGCCGCAGCACAUCGUUUCGCGCCCUCCGCGGCCUCUCGCCGCUGUCAAACUCCUUUUCCAACGGCCACACGUACAAGAAUGCGCCCACCAAGUACUUUUACGAAUCUACCUUUAAUUCACACUACGAUGGCCGAUUUGCCUCGGGCGAGGUCCCGGUUCUGGAGCGGGCAUGGAGCUUCAAGCUCAUGCUGAAGACAUAUACCGAGACGAUGGAGCAGAUUGGCAUCGAGACAUGGCUCAUGCAUGGAUGUCUGUUGGGUUGGUGGUGGAAUGGAGGCUUGAUGCCCUGGGACAAGGACCUGGACUUUAUCAUGGAGGAGGAAGGGAUGAAUGAGCUAGCCGAGUGGUGGAACAUGACGAUUCACCAUUUCGAUGCCAAAGACCUUGGUCUCGAAGACCAAUUGUCAGUCGAGAGCGACAAAUGGGCCACGGAACGCAGUACCGACGAAGAGAUGGACGAAGACGACGAGACGCGAGCGAGAAGAUUGGAGUGGGAACAACAGGUCCGGGAGAAUGGCAAGAAAUACCUCUUGGAGGUCAACCCGAAUUACACAAACACGUCGACAAAAGACAAGUACAACCUCAUUGACGCGCGCUGGAUCGACGUCUCCAACGGCCUGUACAUUGACAUUACCACCCUGCACGUUGCACCCGCCAAGUCUGAGACACCUCAGACGCCCGACGCCGAUUCGCCUGACUGGCCCGACUCGUUCGACUUGUACCCCUACUCCUCCACGCGCGAGUCCCUCCACGAGCCCGACGACGCCGACGACGAAAUCCAAAUGUACAUCAAAGACAGCCACUCAUACCUGUCCUCGCAAAUCUUCCCCCUGCGCACCUCGACGCUCGAAGACGUGCGCGUCAAAAUCCCCUAUGCCUACGAAGAGCUGCUCAUUGAAGAAUACGGUGCAGAUUCCCUGACCAAGUCCUGGUUCAAUGGCUACCUGUUUGACACGCCUUCGCGCAAGUGGCAAAAGUCGCGUCCGACGGACCAGCAGCGCGCGUAUUUCAUGGCUAAACAUGGAAAGGGGCGGGGCAGAAUUAGUGGAACGGGUAGAAUUGGGCAUGGAUGGGAUGGCCGC
Exserohilum turcica Et28A is the source of this 1086-nucleotide messenger RNA. RefSeq lists its product as uncharacterized. The annotation marks the transcript as partial. The transcript has a single exon. The record is from RefSeq and is a predicted model, not a curated record. NCBI's taxonomy places the organism in Eukaryota, Fungi, Ascomycota, Dothideomycetes, Pleosporales, Pleosporaceae.